GUUGACCAAAUAUUUCUAGCUACUCCCAUUAUGCAGGUUAUUCGAUAUUUCCUCUCUUUUACCACCCCCAUUGAUUUACACUUUCAUGCUUGAAUUAUUCUUGGCAUCUGAAAAGAAAAAAGACCCAUUCUUUUCUUAAUUUGUCUCAUGGUGAUGGGCAACCGUCAUGGGGCUGAACCGUACAGGCAAUUUCCCUUUUCAAACCAAGCCGCCUCUGAAAACUUAGCAGGGUUUUCCAUGCCUUUAAAAUACCCCACCCAAGACCUCACAAUUCAAUCAAUUUCAUUUCAUUUCUUUUCUCUUCAAUAUCAUUCUUUCAACGUAGAAAUAUAAACCCAUAUUCUUUUACCAAUUACACAGCCAAUCUACUUGUUUCAAUGGAAACAUCAUCUGCAAACUCAAACUCCAAUAUGAUACUGUUGUUCAAUGGUUUUUCAUGUUAUAACACCGUUAAAAGUUAUGUCUCAAGAUAUUGGUCGUUUUCCCCACAAUCCCAGACUUCAGAUUGGGACCUGAAGAACCAGAAACCUGGGUUUUGAAGCAAGGAAGUUUUAUCUGGUGGUGAGAGAUUAUGCAGAAAAGAAGUGGAGAUUUUGAUGGGGAACCUGGGGAUUUUUUGCAGCCAAGAAAGUGAAGAACAGUUGAACGAAUCAUACAGUUGUGAGGAGAUUUCAAGGUUGUUUGAACAAGAGCCAAGCUUGGAAGAAGUGAAGCAAGCUUUUGAUGUUUUUGAUGUGAAUAAAGAUGGGUUUAUUGAUGCAGAGGAAUUGCAGAGAAUUCUGUGUGUUUUGGGGUUGAAACAAGGUUUAAAGCUGGAAAACUGCAACAACAUGAUCAAUACCUUUGAUGAAGAUGGUGAUGGCAGAAUAGAUUUUCAGGAAUUUGUAAAAUUCAUGGAGAACAGUUUUUGCUGAAUCAGUUUCUUUGUUCUAUUUUUUUUAAAUCAUUUAAUAUUACAUAUUAUUUUAUA
Gossypium raimondii (Peruvian cotton) is the source of this 970-nucleotide messenger RNA. RefSeq names its product probable calcium-binding protein CML46. The transcript has a single exon. Lineage: Eukaryota; Viridiplantae; Streptophyta; Magnoliopsida; Malvales; Malvaceae. Gene Ontology annotation, molecular function: calcium ion binding. The record is from RefSeq and is a predicted model, not a curated record.